CCACAGAUAGCGCCGGGGCUGGGAUUUGAUCCCUAGUGGUCGUAGCCAUGCUCAGCGGAAAUGGUUUUUGUUACCGGGUCAUCUACCCUGUUCUGGGCCAGGCCCAGAGAGAACGCCCCCGUUCCCACUGAGACUGGGGACGCUGCCUCCCGCCUGACGCCCUCCUCUCCCGCCUCCCCCCCCCCCCAGAUGCCGGUGCAGCUGACCACAGCCCUGCGAGUGGUGGGCACCAGCCUGUUCGCCCUGGCAGUGCUCGGCGGCAUCCUGGCCGCGUACGUGACGGGCUACCAGUUCAUCCACACGGAGAAGCACUACCUGUCCUUCGGCCUGUACGGCGCCAUCCUGGGCCUGCACCUGCUCACGCAGAGCCUGUUCGCCUUCCUGGAGCACCGGCACAUGCGGCGGGCGGCCCGGCCCCUGAAGCUGCCCGCGCCGCCGCGGCGCUCCGUGGCGCUCUGCAUCGCCGCCUACCAGGAGGACCCCGACUACCUGCGCAAGUGCCUGCGCUCCGCCCAGCGCAUCGCCUUCCCCAGCCUCAAGGUGGUCAUGGUGGUGGACGGCAACCGGCAGGAGGACGCCUACAUGCUGGACAUCUUCCACGAGGUGCUGGGCGGCACCGAGCAGGCCGGCUUCUUCGUGUGGCGCAGCAACUUCCACGAGGCGGGCGAGGGCGAGACGGAGGCCAGCCUGCAGGCGGGCAUGGACCGCGUGCGGGACGUGGUGCGGGCCAGCACCUACUCCUGCAUCAUGCAGAAGUGGGGAGGCAAGCGAGAGGUCAUGUACACGGCGUUCAAGGCCCUCGGCGACUCGGUGGACUACAUCCAGGUGUGUGACUCGGACACCGUCCUGGACCCAGCCUGCACCAUCGAGAUGCUUCGAGUCCUCGAAGAGGACCCCCAAGUAGGAGGCGUUGGGGGUGAUGUCCAAAUCCUCAACAAGUACGACUCGUGGAUCUCCUUCCUGAGCAGCGUGCGGUACUGGAUGGCCUUCAACGUGGAGCGGGCCUGCCAGUCCUACUUUGGCUGCGUGCAGUGCAUCAGUGGGCCGCUGGGCAUGUACCGCAACAGCCUCCUCCAGCAGUUCCUGGAAGAUUGGUACCAUCAGAAGUUCCUAGGCAGCAAGUGCAGCUUUGGGGAUGACCGGCACCUCACCAACCGAGUCCUGAGCCUGGGCUACAGGACUAAAUACACAGCGCGUUCCAAGUGCCUCACGGAAACCCCCACCAAGUACCUCCGGUGGCUCAACCAGCAGACCCGCUGGAGCAAGUCUUACUUCCGGGAGUGGCUCUACAACUCGCUGUGGUUCCAUAAGCACCACCUCUGGAUGACCUACGAGUCCGUGGUCACCGGCUUCUUCCCCUUCUUCCUCAUAGCCACGGUCAUCCAGCUCUUCUACCGCGGCCGCAUCUGGAACAUUCUCCUCUUCCUGCUGACGGUGCAGCUGGUGGGCAUCAUCAAGGCCACCUACGCCUGCUUCCUUCGGGGCAAUGCGGAGAUGAUCUUCAUGUCCCUGUACUCCCUCCUCUACAUGUCCAGCCUCCUGCCAGCCAAGAUCUUCGCCAUUGCUACCAUCAACAAAUCCGGCUGGGGCACCUCCGGCCGGAAAACCAUCGUGGUGAACUUCAUUGGCCUCAUCCCCGUGUCCAUCUGGGUGGCAGUCCUCCUGGGAGGCCUGGCGUACACCGCCUACUGCCAGGAUCUGUUCAGUGAGACGGAGCUAGCCUUCCUCGUCUCCGGAGCCAUCCUGUACGGCUGCUACUGGGUGGCCCUCCUCAUGCUGUAUCUGGCCAUCAUCGCCCGGCGAUGCGGGAAGCAGCCAGAGCAGUACAGCUUAGCUUUUGCUGAGGUGUGACGUAACCCUCAAGCAGAGCCGGAAAAGUGCAAUGGGUGAGGGAGGGAAGGGGAAUGGAGGAGAAAAGAUGGGGUGGGAGGGAGGAGGGAAACGCUGUUUUAGUUUCUUGAUGGUCCAAAGGACGAAUCUGAAGUGCAAAGAAAGGUGACUGUAGUAUGGCCCAGGGCUGUUCUGCUUAGGGAAGGCAACACCAGCUCCAGCUCAGGGUGGUAGAGGAGACAUGUUUUCAGGCUGCCUGGCUGCUAUGUGGUGGAACAAUUCCACUCCUGCCCCAGGAUCCAGAGGGAACUCAGGAGUGUGUUAAAUCAGUCAGUUCCAACCAUAGCGGCUUCUGACAGGUACGUGAGCAAAGCCAGCUGCGGGAAGGGGUUCUCUUAGCCCAUUUGAACACGACCAGAGGUGGAGGUAGAAUUUGAGAUCUGGGCCAGCUAGCAAUGUCUCCCACCUCAAUCUAGUUAUCAAUGCAAUAAGAUUGUGCCUGAGUUACAAGGCCCGGAAGCCUGAUCUCUGGGCAUCAGAAAACAGGGUACAGGAAUGGUGCUUUAUUAUGUGUACCCCAUUCCACAUCUCCACAUCCCAAGGAUGAGCCAAACUAGCAGGGAGUUAGCAUUGAACUGCUUUAAAUAUACAUAGAUGUGAAUGUUAAAAAGGAAAACUUGACAGGAGGAACAAAGGUUGGUAGUGGUGCUCAAAGCAAUGGGCUAUAUGGAGGUAUAUAUAUAUAUAUAUUCUACCUGGAAACUGCCUAGAUCAGUGGUGGGCAAACCGUGGCUCACGAGCCACAUGCGGCUCUUUGGCCCCCUUGAGUGUGGCUCGGCGUCAGAACCACUUCUUCAAAACAGACUCGCCCAGGCCGACAACCGACUUCUGCGCGUGGGCCACGAAAUUUCAGUUGCACUGUACGUCGUAUUUUGUGGAAGAGUCACA
Molecule: messenger RNA, 2778 nt
Organism: Pipistrellus kuhlii (Kuhl's pipistrelle)
Lineage: Eukaryota; Metazoa; Chordata; Mammalia; Chiroptera; Vespertilionidae
Gene: HAS3
Product: hyaluronan synthase 3
Exons: 3
Coding region: 61-1851 (596 amino acids)
Biological process (GO): extracellular matrix assembly; hyaluronan biosynthetic process
Molecular function (GO): hyaluronan synthase activity
Source: RefSeq, a predicted model, not a curated record